AUGUCUACUCCAAGUCUGACAAAUGCCCAGCAAGUUAGAGAUUUUGUCGAGACAAAACACGACAAGCCAUAUGAUGCCAUUAACCCGAGGAAGGCAAAACUGCCAGAGGGCUUUGUCGUGUGCAUAAUCGGCGCUGGAGGAGCUGCAGGUUCCGGACUGGCAAGGUCUUUUGCUCAAGCCGGUGUUGCGGGCAUGAUCAUUGCUGCUCGAUCGCAAAAGACUUUGGAGGCAACAGCCACGGAGAUCGGCGAUAUUAAUGCAUUGAUCAAGGUUACCUCUGUGGUGUGCGACAUCACCUCCAAUGAGAGCGUAGCCAAUAUUGCUUCAACUGUCAAGAGCCAGUUCAACGGGAGAUUGGAUGCCGUGUUCGUCAACUGCGGGUUCUCGGGUCCUCUUUCAAAGGCUACAGUUCUUGAAGAAGACUUUGAGGACGUACAAAAGGCCUUCGCCACACACUGCCUAGGUACAUGGCUGCUACAGCUAGCUUUGCAGUACUCUCGCAUAUCCAGGUCUAUUUGGUUCAUAAUUAGCGUGCGAGUCAGGGCUGGUGGCUUGCAAAAAGCCUAUGGAGCGCACUACAUUUUUCAUGUUCUUUUAACUAUUGAGAUAAUGAUUCUACAGCGAAAACUAUCUACAGAAUCAAGGUAUUUGACUCUCUGCAUUCGCUGCCUCCUCCUGGAACCCCUCAUGGCUCGAGCCGCAAUUACAAAUACUCUCCAAAUGAUUGAAUUAACACGGUGGCACCCUUUGGGAUGGUGUAGUCACGACCAGAAAGCACAUACAUCAGUCGGGUUGCUUUGCUGA
Fusarium mangiferae is the source of this 804-nucleotide messenger RNA. RefSeq lists its product as uncharacterized. NCBI's taxonomy places the organism in Eukaryota, Fungi, Ascomycota, Sordariomycetes, Hypocreales, Nectriaceae. The record is from RefSeq and is a predicted model, not a curated record. The transcript has a single exon. The coding region runs from base 1 to 804 and encodes 267 amino acids.